AAGCCAUUGUGCAGAUAUGUUAGUGGUGUCAGUGAUAGCAUGUUGACCUUAGCUGCUGAAACUGCUCAACGUAGCUUGUCAGGGAACACCAUGUUGUCAUGCAAUGAAGACUUUGUUGAAGUACUUGGGUGGAUUGGAGAUUCCUUGAUGGAACCCAACUCGGGUUUUAACGGAUGUGACGUCACUCCUCAUCCAAAGUUACGACUUAGUACAAAUAGAGUUCAGAACAACCUUACGCUGCUGCUGGCGGUCGUUAGCUACAUUAGCUUCUGGCACUGCAGCUGUUAAACUUGUUGUUGGCCACUGCUCGAUUAUUAAGACGGUUUGACAGCUCCAGGAAGAGAUUAGUUAAAAUAAUGUUUAGCGCCCUGGUUUGUGGAGCCGCGGUGUUUCCAGGACUUUUCUACAGCUUCCGGAAAGUGCUAAAAUACACUUUCACACACUGGAAUGAUGCAGACGUGGUUUCUGUCAGUGAGAGGCUGGUCUCCGCUGUCCAUGGGUCUUUGGCCACUGCAGCUGGAGUCACAGUUGUGACAUCCUGUAGGGAUACCAUGACUGACAGUCACUGGCUGGUCAAUGAGUUUGUUUUGUUUGGAGCUCCAUAUAUGGUGUAUGACAUCUAUGCCAUGUAUCUGAGCCACUUCCAUAUUCAGAGGGUCAGAGGUCACUCCAGGUCAUACAGCAGCCACUCUCUUCAGACUGUGAAGGCUUUCCUCAUGAAGGACUGGAUGUUGGCCCUCCAUCACCUGCUGCUGCUUAUCAUUUUUAUGCCCAUAACUCUGUUCUUCAGAAGAGGACUGGGUGAUUUCUUCAUCGGCUGCCUGUUCAUCACAGAGUUCAGCACUCCUUUCGUCUCAUUAGGAAAGAUUCUCAUCCAGCUGGGACUUGAUGACACCAGGCUGCACAGAAUCAAUGGCAUCAUGGUCCUCUUGAGUUUUUUCAUGUGUCGGAUCCUGGUCUUCCCCUUCAUGUACUGGAUGUAUGGCCGGCAGUUUGGGAUUCCCCUGCACAGAGUGGCCUUCCAUCUGCCCCUGCAGUGCAACGUGGGUAAUCUGGUGAUCCUGGCUCCACAGAUCUAUUGGUUCAUCCUGCUGCUGAGGAAAGCUAACAGAGUGUACCUGCGACAGAGGAGAGGGAAGGACUGAUGAGUUGACUGAUGUCAAUAAAAUAAACAGGUUUUACACUGAACUAAAGACACAACAGAGUGUUAGAGCCACUGUUAGGAAAAGAAGAUUUAUGGAACAAGUAAAAGUAGGAGGAUGGAUAUGCAUUAAAUUUUGAGAAUGAAGUUGUAAUUAUGAGGAAAAACUCAAUAUUUGGCAUAAAAAGACAAUAUUAUAGAUUUAAUUCAUACAGUUUAGAGAGCAAAUAGACUUCUCUUUUUAAAAAUAUGUUGAUAUUUUUGACAUUUUUUGUCUGAAAUUUUUAAACUUUUUCUGGACAUUAACACUCUGGACAGUAAUUGUUUUCCUUAAAUACAUUUUUCUGGUAGAUUCUCUACCGUAUUUUAGACUAUUAUGACUUUUUUUCCCUCAAAGUAUUUUUUUUCUUAGAAACACUCAACUUUUUCUAAAUCUUUUUCCUCUGACUGUGGCCUUACUAUAUCAUCGUACAGUUCAGUGUGUUUGUCGUGCAAUCUCCCAUUAUGUAGCCUGUAUUGGUGAAAUCUGAUCUGUCACGUUACUAUGCAAUAAAACUCUUAAAUGUUGUGUUACAGCUAGUACAGUACAUUGUUAGGGCUUUGCAAAGAAUAUUUUUGUAUGAAUAAAACUGAAAAAAAAAUUAAAAAUAAGUUCUUUAAUUGA
Messenger RNA from Scatophagus argus, 1805 nucleotides. Its product is annotated as TLC domain-containing protein 3A-like. The transcript is spliced from 5 exons. The coding region runs from base 357 to 1145 and encodes 262 amino acids. Gene Ontology annotation, cellular component: endoplasmic reticulum; membrane. Gene Ontology annotation, biological process: lipid homeostasis. The record is from RefSeq and is a predicted model, not a curated record. Lineage: Eukaryota; Metazoa; Chordata; Actinopteri; Scatophagidae.